Molecule: messenger RNA, 3467 nt
Organism: Canis lupus familiaris (dog)
Lineage: Eukaryota; Metazoa; Chordata; Mammalia; Carnivora; Canidae
Gene: ABCB7
Product: ATP binding cassette subfamily B member 7
Exons: 17
Coding region: 27-2408 (793 amino acids)
Biological process (GO): transmembrane transport; intracellular iron ion homeostasis
Cellular component (GO): mitochondrial inner membrane
Molecular function (GO): ATP hydrolysis activity; ABC-type transporter activity; ATP binding
Source: RefSeq, a predicted model, not a curated record
GGCCCCACAGGAUCUUGCCCUCAAAGAUGACAUAUCACCUCUCCAAAAUGCAUUCCAAGCAAGGGAACCACUUCUCCCCAUGUGACAUUGAGGAUCCUCAGGCUGCCUGCUGCUGGGACUCAGCUCCACUCUUCCACCAAAGCACCACUCAACUCUCUAGAUGUAAACCUUGGACUUCCAGUACUAUGUUGAGAAGAAGUGGCCAGAGUGGGCAUCCUUUCCUUGUAUUGGAUCUUAAAAGGGAAAACUUUCAGUUUUUCUCCAUUGAGUAUGAUGUUAGCUGUGAGCUUUUCAUAUAUGGCCUUUAUUAUGUUGAGAUCCCAGAAUCGUUAAGAUAUACUACAUGGCAGAGACUGGGAAAAGGCAACUCUAGACAGAUAUUAGAUGUUACCAGGGCUCUCCAGGGCCGGCCACUACCAGAAAAGAGGACAUGUUGGCAUGGUCAUGCAGGAGGAGGACUCCACACAGACCCAAAAGAAGGGUUAAAAGAUGUUGAUACUCGGAAAAUCAUAAAAGCAAUGCUUUCUUAUGUGUGGCCCAAAGACAGGCCAGAUCUACGAGCUAGGGUUGCCAUUUCCCUGGGAUUUUUGGGUGGUGCAAAGGCCAUGAAUAUUGUGGUUCCCUUCAUGUUUAAAUAUGCUGUAGACAGCCUCAACCAGAUGUCAGGAAACAUGCUGAACCUAAGUGAUGCACCAAAUACAGUUGCAACCAUGGCAACGGCAGUUCUGAUUGGCUAUGGUGUAUCAAGAGCUGGAGCUGCCUUUUUUAAUGAAGUUCGAAAUGCAGUAUUUGGCAAGGUAGCACAAAAUUCAAUCCGAAGAAUAGCCAGAAAUGUCUUUCUCCAUCUUCACAACCUGGAUCUGGCUUUCCACCUGAGUAGACAGACAGGAGCUUUAUCAAAGGCUAUUGACAGAGGGACAAGGGGUAUCAGUUUUGUCCUGAGUGCUUUAGUAUUUAAUCUUCUUCCCAUCAUGUUUGAGGUGACUCUUGUCAGUGGUAUUUUGUAUUAUAGAUGUGGUGCCCAGUUUGCUUUGGUAACCCUUGGGACACUUGGUGCAUACACAGCAUUCACAGUUGCUGUUACACGGUGGAGAACUAGAUUUAGAAUAGAAAUGAACAAAGCGGAUAAUGAUGCAGGUAACGCUGCCAUAGACUCACUGCUGAAUUAUGAAACUGUGAAGUAUUUUAAUAAUGAAAACUAUGAAGCACAAAGAUAUGAUAGAUUUCUGAAGACAUAUGAGACUGCUUCAUUGAAAAGUACCUCUACUCUGGCUAUGUUGAACUUUGGUCAAAGUGCUAUUUUCAGUGUUGGUUUAACGGCUAUUAUGGUGCUCGCCAGUCAGGGCAUUGUAGCAGGUACCCUUACCGUUGGAGAUCUAGUAAUGGUGAAUGGACUGCUUUUUCAACUUUCAUUACCCCUUAACUUUCUGGGAACUGUGUAUAGAGAAACUAGACAAGCACUCAUAGAUAUGAACACCUUGUUUACUCUACUCAAGGUAGACACUCGAAUUAAAGACAAAGCAAUGGCAUCUCCCAUUCAGAUCACACCACAGACAGCUUCGGUGGCCUUUGAUAAUGUGCAUUUUGAAUACAUUGAGGGGCAGAAAGUCCUUAGUGGAAUAUCUUUUGAAGUCCCUGCAGGAAAGAAAGUGGCCAUUGUAGGAGGUAGUGGGUCAGGGAAAAGCACAAUAGUAAGGCUGUUGUUCCGCUUCUAUGAGCCUCAGAAGGGUAACAUUUACCUUGCUGGUCAAAAUAUACAAGAUGUGAGCCUGGAAAGCCUUCGGAGGGCAGUGGGAGUGGUACCUCAGGAUGCUGUCCUAUUCCAUAAUACUAUUUACUACAACCUCUUAUAUGGAAACAUCCAUGCUUCACCUGAGGAGGUAUAUGCGGUGGCAAAAUUAGCUGGACUCCAUGAUGCAAUUCUUCGAAUGCCACAUGGAUAUGACACACAAGUAGGGGAACGAGGACUCAAACUUUCAGGAGGAGAAAAGCAAAGAGUAGCAAUUGCAAGAGCCAUUUUGAAGAACCCCCCAAUCAUUCUCUAUGAUGAAGCCACUUCAUCAUUAGAUUCAAUUACUGAAGAGACUAUUCUUGGUGCCAUGAAGGAUGCAGUCAAACAUAGAACUUCUAUUUUCAUUGCACACAGAUUGUCAACAGUGGUUGAUGCAGAUGAAAUCAUUGUCUUGGAUCAGGGUAAGAUAGCUGAACGUGGUACCCACCAUGGCUUGCUUGCAAACCCUGGCAGUAUCUAUUCAGAAAUGUGGCAUACACAGAGUAGCCGUGUGCAGAACCAUGGUAACCCCACAUGGGAUGCAAAGAAAGAAAAUGUGUCCAAAGAGGAGGAAAGGAAGAAACUACAAGAAGAAAUUGUCAACAGUGUAAAAGGCUGUGGAAACUGUUCCUGCUAAGUUGUAUGAGACAUUUUUUUUUACACAUUUGCACUGAAGCAGAAUUGUUUUAUUAAAAAAAAAUCAUACAUUCCCAUUUUCUAUAAUCCUUCUUUUAGGUGAGAUUUAUUUGAAAAGGAGUUUGAGUUUUACAUCUUUCACAAUAUUUAAUGUGAGGUCUGUAUUUAGCCCCAGAUUAUUUUCUUGUUACUGCCUUAGUUGUGCCCUAAGCAUAGUUUUUGUUACCAUUUCACUUUUCCCCAUUUCUAUUUUUGAGGCCUGAUAGCCAUUUGAUAUCUAUAACCAGAUUAAUUAUACUGGAUUCCAAAUUUUAAUAGUUUUUUAAAUCUGCUUUAUGUUGACAAUUGAGAUGGAAAGUAUCCAUUUCUUUAAAAAUAAAGGACAGUAAAAAUUCAUUGUUUCUCCUCCUCUCUCCCCACUCACAUACUUUAAUAAUAGCAAUUCUUUCGUUUUUUUAAAGCAUUUGCAAUUGUAUAUCUUUUGGAGGAAAAGCCUUAAUUUUCAUGUAUGUAUGUAGAAUGUUCUUCAUCAUUAACCAGCAUCUCUAAUGUUGGGAAUUUUAUUUUUUCAUCAAAAUGAUUUGCUGCUUUUAUUUUGGACCAAAAUUUAUAGUUUUCUCUUUAAACACUUAACACCCUGAUGUAAUUUGACAGUUGUCCUACUGGGAAUGAUCUAAAAAGCUUAAAAAGUUAAUUGUUCUUCUAUUUCCAUCUUAACUAUAGUGCUUUUCCUGUCUGAAGUUAUAUAAAGAAACAACUAAGUGGAAUGUAUGCAUGCAUAUAUAUGUGUGUAUGCACAUGUUCAUAUAUGUAUUUAAAGUAACAACCACUUAAAAAUUAUUAAUGACCUUGAGGUAAAUAAGAGAAGAUUAUAUAUAUAUAUAUAUAUAUACUCUAGAUGAUUGGGACUUUAAUCAGUGUUGACAUGUUAGAAUUUAUUACAAGGUUUUCCCUUUUUCAGUAAUUUAAUGAGUUCAUUUAAGUGUGACAUAACAAGGAAAAGCCCAAACAAAACAAGUUUUACCUGCUAAAUAAUUAAUAAAACGUUGUUAUAUGUUCA